AUGGAUGAUGAUAUAAUUCUCGAUGACUCUAUAAAAUCUAAUACACCAACCACUUUUACUACAUCUACUGCUAGUAAUAGUUCACUUUUAAAUCGGGAAGAAGAAGACGAAGAAUUAAAUGAAUAUGUAACUAGAGGUUCUUCAUCAACGGACGAAUUACAAAAAAAAGCGCUGGGUUUUGAAAUAAAUGAAGGGGAUAUGCCAGAUUUUGAUCAAAUGACACUAUCGGCAGCCGAAGCCUUAAAUUCAAAUCGAAUCUUUUCACGAUCCGAUUCACACUUAAAUAAAAGGUCAACUUUGGAGAUAGGUCAUAUAUCAACUAGUUUAAGAAAACAUAAUGAUGAAGAAUUUGAUGGAGAUAUGUCCGAUUGGUCAAUAGAAGGAACAGGUCGAAGAGUAGCAUAUGAUGAUUUUACUACAAUAGAACGAGCUCGACAGCAAAGAACUAAACAACAAAAAGGUUUUAAAGGUCGAUUAAAAAUAAUAUUUGAUGGUAUGGAAGGUUGGAUAGUUGUAUUAUUGGUCGGAAUUGCAUCAGGAAUUAUAGCGGGUAUUAUAGACAUAACAUCAGAUUGGUUAAGUGAUUUGAAAGAAGGAUAUUGUCAUACAGCAUUUUAUUUAAGUAGAAAAAAUUGUUGUUGGGAUCAUAAUCAAUGUACUGAAUGGAUAACUUGGAAUGAUGCUUUAGAAACAAAAUCAACGGGCGCAAAAUUUUGGACAAAUUAUUUUUUUUAUAUAAUAUUUUCGACACUUUUCGCUACUGCAGCUGCUUAUCUUGUUAAAAAUUAUUCACCUUAUUCAGCUGGUAGUGGUAUUCCUGAAUGCCUCAUUGUUGCAUCCAGUUUAAGUUUAGGAAAAGAAGGACCACUUGUUCAUUUAGCUUGUUGUUUUGGUAAUAUUAUUCCUAGAAUUUUUCCAAAAUUUAGAUAUAACGAAGCCAAGAAACGUGAAGUAUUAUCAGCAGCAGCAGCAGCGGGUGUUUCGGUGGCUUUCGGUUCACCAAUUGGAGGAGUUUUAUAUAGUUUAGAGGAAGCUUCAUACUAUUUUCCAUUAAGAACCAUGUGGCGAAGUUUCUUUUGUGCUAUGGUGGCCGCGGUCUCUCUCGCUGGUUUAUACGGUGCUCUAUUUAUACGCAUUAAUUUAAAGAUUGCAACUAUUCGACAAGAAUCAUGGUUACGUUUUUUUAGUGUCCAUGAAGUAGUAUUUGUCACCCUUUGUGCAUCCAUAGUGAGUUAUUUAAAUAUUUUUAUGAGGGUCAACCCAUCAGAACUUGUAGCAAAUCUCUUCCAAGAAUGUUUAGGAGGCGAUUAUCAUAAUCUUUGCAAAUAUGAAAGUCAUUGGAAACCAGCAUUAUUACUUUUAAUUGCAUCAAUAUUAAAAUUUUUUAUUACGGCCGUAACCUUUGGAUUGAAAGUUCCUGCUGGAGUAUGGUUACCAUCUAUGGCAAUAGGUGCAUGCUUUGGUAGAGCUAUUGGAUUAUUGGUUUAUGCUUUACAUAGUGUGGCUCCUGAUUUAUGGAUUUUCUCGUCAUGUGAACCUGAUGUACAAUGUAUUACACCAGGAAUGUACGCUAUGGUUGGUGCUGCAGCGACUUUUGGUGGAGUAACGCUGUCAUUAGUGGUAAUAAUGUUUGAAUUAACCGGUGCAUUGACUUAUGUUCUUCCUAUAAUGGUAGCAGUAAUGAUUAGUAAAUGGGUUGGAGAUGCAUUUGAUAGAGAAGGAAUUUAUGAUGGAUGGAUUCGUAUUUGUGAAUAUCCAUUCUUAGAUAGUAAAGAAGAAUAUGUUUAUAAUACAUCUGCGUCACAAGUUAUGACUCGAGUUGAAGAUUUAUUGGUAAUAACUACUACUGGACAUACUUUAGAAAGUUUAGAGGAAUUACUCAAUGAGACUGAAUAUAAAGGAUUUCCGGUGGUACAUAAUUCGAGAAAUAUGUUAUUAAUAGGAUAUAUAUCAAGAUCUGAAUUGAGAUAUGCAAUGGAAAAAGUAAAGAGAAAACAAGGAAUAUCAAGUUCGGCUCCUUGUUAUUUUUCCAGCAAUAUUCCUAUCCUUGAUUCUACAAUUUUUGUUGAUUUUCGACCUUGGAUGGAUCAGACACCAAUUACUAUCUCUCACAAAUUCCCAAUGGAAAUGGUUAUUGAAAUAUUUAGAAAAAUGGGUCUUCGUUAUGUUUUGGUUACAAAGAAUGGUCAACUUCUAGGAUUAAUUACUAAAAAAUCUGUCUUACGUCAUCUUGCCGCCAUUCAUCAUCCAGUGAAUUCUGAUGAUUUUAAUGAAAAUCUUAUGAUGUUACCAGAGAGAAGAAUGUCAAGUUUUGCAGGAGAAAACUUUGGAACUGAUUAA
This is a messenger RNA of Diversispora eburnea, 2340 nucleotides long. The record is from the annotation of a GenBank genome assembly. NCBI's taxonomy places the organism in Eukaryota, Fungi, Glomeromycota, Glomeromycetes, Diversisporales, Diversisporaceae.